AUAUUUUUAAUCCAAAAUCUUACAAUAUUGGCCCUUUUAGUGCUUGCCGUAAUGUCGAUCGCAAAUAUUGUGAAAAGCUCACUUGGACCAGUAGGAUUAGAUAAAAUGCUUGUUGAUGAUAUCGGGGAUGUUACAAUAUCAAAUGAUGGAGCUACAAUUUUGAAUUUGCUUGAAGUUGAACAUCCUGCUGGACAAGUUCUUGUAGAGCUCGCUCAGCAACAAGAUAAGGAGGUUGGUGAUGGAACUACGUCAGUUGUUAUAAUUGCAGCCGAAUUACUUCGUCGUGCGAAUGAACUUGUAAAAAAUAAAAUUCAUCCAACUACGAUUAUAACUGGUUAUCGAUUGGCGAGUAAAGAAGCAUGUAAAUAUAUUACUGAUCAUCUCAGCACGAAAGUUGAUACAUUGGGACGUGAAUGUUUAGUCAAUGUUGCAAAGACAAGCAUAUCUAGCAAGAUCAUUGGGAUCGAUGAUGAUUUUUUUGCGAAUAUGGCAGUUGAUGCUAUUCAGUCAGUAAAAUCUACAAAUUCACGUGGUGAAGUCAAGUACCCCGUAAAAGCCGUGAAUAUCCUUAAGGCACAUGGUAAAAGUGCACGAGAAUCAAUUCUCGUGAAAGGUUACGCGCUUAACUGUACAGUAGCGGCUCAAGUUCAUAUUACUGUUGAUGAUCCAGAUAAAUUGGAAGAUAUUCAUGACCUUUGCUUGAAACUAUUUGUGGACGCUGGCGCUAUGGCAGUUCGUAGAUGUAAACAAGAGGACCUUAGGAGAAUUGCUAAAGCUACUGGAGAAGAAACAUUCGAUACAUCCUAUCUUGGUUCAGCAGAUGAAGUCGUACAGGAGAGGAUUUCCGAUGAUGAAUGUAUCCUUAUAAAGGGUACUAAAGCUCAAAGUUCAGCUUCAAUCAUAUUACGUGGGGCUAAUGACUAUAUGUUGGAUGAAAUGGAAAGAUCUUUGCAUGACUCAUUAUCGGCUGUCAAAAGGACUUUAGAAAGUGGUAGUGUAGUGCCAGGUGGCGGUGCAGGGUCACGCGAGCAACUGGCUAUUGCGGAGUUUGCCAGUGCACUCCUUUCUAUUCCAAAAACUUUAGCUGUUAAUGCAGCAAAGGAUUCAAUCGACUUAGUUGCAAAAUUGAGAGCAUAUCAUAACGCAUCUCAAAAUGCACCGCCAGAUGAUCCAAAGAAAAACCUUAAAUAUUAUGGUCUUGAGCUCUUUAAAGGAGAAGUUAGAGAUAAUUUACGAGCUGGAGUUUUAGAACCUUCCAUGUCCAAAAUUAAGUCGCUUAA
Racocetra fulgida is the source of this 1280-nucleotide messenger RNA. The record is from the annotation of a GenBank genome assembly. NCBI's taxonomy places the organism in Eukaryota, Fungi, Glomeromycota, Glomeromycetes, Diversisporales, Gigasporaceae.